GGACUCAGACAAUAACAGAUUGACCAAAUACGACAGCGAUGGCAACAAUAAAGGGGGUCUCCAGUUUCAGUGCUGAACAAGAAGCACAGGCACUAAGGAAGGCUAUGAAGGGAUUUGGCACAGAUGAAGAUGCCAUCAUCGAGAUCUUGACGAAACUAAACGUCUCCCAACGUCAGCAAGUUCUGAUCACCUAUAAAAGCAGUAUUGGCAGGGAUUUGAUUGAUGACUUGAAGUCUGAGCUGAGUGGGAAUUUUGAAAGUGUGAUUGUUGGUAUGAUGACUCCUACCACCAUGUACGACGUGCAUGAACUGAGGAGGGCUAUGAAGGGUGCAGGAACAGAUGAAGGUUGCCUGAUUGAAAUUCUGGCUUCUCGCACAAACGAAGAGAUUCGGCGCAUUAAUGAGAACUACCAACUUCAAUAUGGCUGUACCCUCGAGGAGGACAUUGUCUCUGACACAUCUUCCAUGUUUCGAAGAGUCCUCGUGUCCCUCGCGACGGGAAACAGAGAUGAGGGAAUGUAUGUGGAUGAAGCCCUUGCUCAACAAGAUGCUCAGUGUCUGUAUGAAGCUGGGGAGAAGAAAUGGGGAACAGAUGAGGUACAAUUUAUGGCCAUCCUCUGUACACGGAACAGAUGCCACCUACUAAGAGUUUUUGAUGUGUACAGAGGGAUUGCUAAUAAGGACAUAACAGACAGCAUUAAAUCCGAGAUGUCAGGAGACCUCGAAGAUGCUUUGUUAGCUGUGGUAAAGUGCAUGCGAAAUAAACCUGCAUAUUUUGCUGAAAGAUUGUAUAAAUCCAUGAAGGGCUUGGGAACAGAUGACAACACGCUGAUCCGAGUGAUGGUGUCCCGCUCUGAAAUAGAUAUGCUGGAUAUCAGAAGGGAAUUCCUGACCAUGUAUGGGAAAUCGCUCUACUCCUUCAUUAAGGGAGACUGCUCAGGAGACUAUAGGAAAGUUCUGCUCAGGCUCUGUGGUGGGGAGGAUUAAAGGAUGCCUGGUGUAUUGCCUGGGUGAUGGGAAGCAGUUCAUCAUAAGGA
Fulmarus glacialis (Northern fulmar) is the source of this 1036-nucleotide messenger RNA. RefSeq names its product annexin A4 (gene ANXA4). Lineage: Eukaryota; Metazoa; Chordata; Aves; Procellariiformes; Procellariidae. The record is from RefSeq and is a predicted model, not a curated record. Bases 39 to 986 code for a protein of 315 amino acids. Gene Ontology annotation, molecular function: calcium-dependent phospholipid binding; calcium ion binding. The transcript has 12 exons. Gene Ontology annotation, cellular component: cytoplasm.